Molecule: messenger RNA, 1164 nt
Organism: Triticum turgidum subsp. durum (durum wheat)
Lineage: Eukaryota; Viridiplantae; Streptophyta; Magnoliopsida; Poales; Poaceae
Source: the annotation of a GenBank genome assembly
AUGCCAAAGUCUCUUGUAAUCUCUCUAGUGACAGCUGGAGCAAUCUUGUUUUCACUUUUAGUUAUUCUUCUUGUUUGGAUACUUUGCAAGAAGCUCAAACCAAGCCAGAAGAUAUUAGCACAAAAUUCAAUUGCUGAUCACCAUUACAAGAGAAUCCCCUAUCAUGCAUUAUUGAGAGGAACUAACAAUUUUUCAGAAGCCAACUUGCUUGGAAGAGGAAGUUAUGGUGUGGUUUAUAAGUGUAUUUUGGAUAAUGAAGAAAGAACAUUGGCCGUCAAGGUGUUUAAUCUCAAUCACUCUAGGUAUUCCAAGAGUUUUCAGGUUGAGUGCGAGGCCAUGAGAAGGAUACGACACCGUUGUCUAAUUAAGAUCAUUACGUCUUGUUCAAGCAUCAACCACCAAGGUCAAGAUUUCAAGGCAUUAAUUUUUGAGUUCAUGCCCAAUGGUAGCUUGGAUGGUUGGCUUCAUCCAAAAUCACAAGAGCCCACUAUAAACAACACGCUCAGCCUUGCCCAGAGACUUGAUAUUGUUGUCGAUAUUAUGGAUGUGGUAGAAUAUCUGCACAACUACUGUCAAUCAUUGGUAAUCCAUUGUGACCUUAAGCCAAGCAACAUUCUUCUUGAUGAAGACAUGAGCGCACGAGUUGGAGACUUUGGCAUAUCAAGGAUCCUUCAAGAAAAUACGAGUGAGGGGAUGCAAACUUCAUAUAGCUCAACUGGAAUCAGAGGUUCCAUAGGCUAUGUUGCUCCAGAGUACGGAGAAGGAUCUGCCGUCUCAACACCCGGUGAUAUCUAUAGUCUUGGCAUAUUGCUGCUUGAGAUGUUUACCGGAAGGAGCCCAACGGAAGGCAUGUUCAGAGAUUCAUUGGAUCUGCAUAAGUUUGCUGAGGAUGCUCUUCCAGAUAGAACCUUGGAGAUAGCUGACCCAACAAUCUGGCUACACAACGGACAACAGGAUAACACUACAAGUAUUAGAAUCCAGGAGUGCUUGCUUUCAGUCUUGAGGCUUGGCAUAUCCUGCUCAAAGGCACGAGCUCAAGACCGAGCACCGACAAGAGAUGCAGCGUCAGAGAUGCAUGCAAUCAGAGAUGCAUACCUUCUAUUUGCUGGUAAGCGUAUAGGGGAGCAUGGAGGGCCUCGGCUUGAGACAUUUGAGCUAGAAUGA